GCAGGGCGACUGGUGAUACGAUUGAGAGAGAAUGUUGAUGUUGUUGCUACCGCUGGAAAUAGAAGCUAGUUCGUCUUAGGUCAGUGAAUAGUGCCAUAAUUUAAAGACGUACCCGAACGGUCCAUCAUCAUGAAUACCUUCAAAUUACUCGCGAGUAGCCUGAGAGGGUGUAGAGGGCAUGACAUCCCGCUGUUAAGACAGAUAAGUACCACGUCUCCCGUGACCUCCUUGGAGAAAACCGUCCUGCAUGACUACCACGUUGAUCAGGGGGGCAAAAUGGUCGAAUUUGCAGGGUACUCGAUGCCCGUGCAAUACGGCAAAGUGGGCAUUGCCACCUCCCACAACCAGGUGCGCAACCACUGUGGCAUGUUCGACGUGUCCCACAUGCUGCAGUCGAGGGUGCAUGGCCGGGACCGCGUCAAGUUCGUGGAGAGUUUGAUCGUGGGGGACAUCGAGGGCCUCCCUGACAACUCGGGCACCCUGUCCCUCUUCACGAACGACCAGGGCGGCAUCAUAGAUGACCUGAUCUGCAGCAAAACCGACCUCGGCUACCUCUAUGUGGUCAGUAACGCCGGAUGUAAGGAGAAGGACCUGGCCCACAUGAAGCAGCAGCUUGCUUCUUUCAAAGCUGCUGGAGGAGACGUCGAACUGGAAAUCAUCGAAGAUCAUGGAUUGGUCGCCGUCCAGGGUCCAGAGGCAGCGAAGAUUCUCCAGCCUCUAGUAGAAGGAGACAUCAAUCAACUCUAUUUUAUGCAAACGAGGGAAUUGGUAGUUGCCGGUAUACCAUGCCGUGUAACAAGAUGUGGAUACACUGGUGAGGAUGGAGUUGAAAUAUCUGUUCCAAAUGAGAAGGCUGUUGAACUCUGUGAAACGCUCUUUGCCUCUGGCGUGCACCUUGCAGGUCUUGGUGCCCGAGAUUCGUUAAGACUGGAAGCAGGGUUGUGUCUGUAUGGCAACGAUAUCGAUGAUACCACGACUCCCAUAGAAGCUGGCUUAGCUUGGACCAUUGGUAAACGUAGAAGACAGACAGCUGAUUUCCCUGGUGCUGAGAUAAUUUUGAAGCAGCUCAAAGACAAACCAAAACGUCGUCGUGUUGGUUUGACAUGUACUGGACCACCUCCAAGAUCUCACUGCCCUGUCUUAGAUGGAGAUGGUAAUCAAGUUGGAGAGGUAACAAGUGGCUGCCCAGCUCCAUCUUUAGGAAAGAAUGUUGCAAUGGCUUAUGUUCCUGCAAACUUAGCUAAAGCUGGAACUAAUCUGACAGUCCAGGUUCGCAAAAAGAAUAUACCUGCAGUCGUCACCAAGAUGCCUUUUGUCAAAUGUAACUAUCACAUUAUGAAGUAAUUCAACAUAGGCCAAGGUGAUGUACUUUUGUACCUUAUUGUUGUUGCUCAUCUUUUAAUAUAUAAGAGUUGUUUUUGAUUUCAUAAAGUUUUAGUUUGAA
Molecule: messenger RNA, 1444 nt
Organism: Macrobrachium nipponense
Lineage: Eukaryota; Metazoa; Arthropoda; Malacostraca; Decapoda; Palaemonidae
Product: aminomethyltransferase, mitochondrial-like
Exons: 5
Coding region: 130-1344 (404 amino acids)
Biological process (GO): glycine catabolic process
Cellular component (GO): mitochondrion
Molecular function (GO): protein binding; aminomethyltransferase activity
Source: RefSeq, a predicted model, not a curated record